This is a messenger RNA of Menidia menidia (Atlantic silverside), 2858 nucleotides long. The record is from the annotation of a GenBank genome assembly. Lineage: Eukaryota; Metazoa; Chordata; Actinopteri; Atheriniformes; Atherinopsidae.
AUGAAUAGCAACAAAAUCGAGAAAGAGAACGAGCAGAGCGAAUUCUCCAACCACGAAGAGGAGGUCCGAACACUAUUUGUCAGUGGGCUACCUCUGGAUAUUAAACCCCGGGAGCUCUAUCUCCUCUUCAGACCAUUUAAGGGCUAUGAAGGCUCCUUGAUAAAACUCACCUCUAAACAGCCGGUGGGGUUUGUCAGCUUUGACAGUCGAUCAGAGGCGGAGGCUGCUAAGAAUGCCUUGAAUGGGGUCCGCUUUGAUCCAGAGAUCCCCCAAACCCUGCGACUGGAGUUCGCCAAGGCCAACACCAAGAUGGCCAAAAACAAGCUGGUAGGCACUCCAAACCCCCCCCCUUCCCAGCAGAGCCCCGGGCCCCAGUUCAUUAGCAGAGACCCAUAUGAGCUCACAGUGCCUGCUCUAUAUCCCAGCAGCCCAGACGUGUGGGCGUCAUACCCGCUGUACCCGGCUGAGCUGUCGCCGGCCCUUCCACCCGCUUUCACCUACCCCUCCUCGCUCCACGCUCAGAUUCGUUGGCUCCCACCUGCAGAUGGAACUCCUCAGGGAUGGAAAUCCAGGCAGUUCUGCUGAAGUAUGUGUUCCUGAUGUGUGAUGGCGGCCGUGGCCGGCUGUGACGGGCGUUGUCCUUCUGCCUCUCAGUGGUCCCAUUCGAAUCCAAGAGGACCGACCUGACUCCGGAUCUAGGAGCAGCGCACCGUCGGCAGUAGCAGCCUCAUGGGCCUCAGGACAUACUAGACCCCAGCCUCCAUCACACAUCAAGCCCCCUCCCCAACCCCUGCAAAGCUCCCUGCAACCCUUGAUUUUCUUUUUUUCUCUUUUUUUUUAUACUGUUACGUACUCAAGAUUUACGGGCAGCACUUUGGCUGCACCCCCUCGCCCUUUGUUUGCCCACCGGCUGCAUGGCCUUUUUAACAUUGGUAGAUGUCUCGCUUUGACCACCGGGGGGUUGAAACGCGGCCAGGCGGGUGGAAGUGUGGCCAAAGUGCUACCGGGAUAUGUUAUAAUAUGACUAUAAUUAUUCCUAUUCUGUAUAUCAUUCAUAUUAAUGUUAUUAUGAUUAUUAAAUACAUGUUGAAGCAUGACUUUGCAAAAAAAAAAGACAAAAAAAGGAAGAAAAAAACGCUGUACAUUUUUAGAUAUUUUAAAGAAAUACAAAAGGUAUUUUUAUAAUAAUCAAGACAAUGUUGAAAUGUUUUGAUUUCUGUUGUGCUGAGGUGUGCGAGGAGCUUUCAUAGUUUUUACUCUUUUGCCCAAUACAUUUUGUGCCGUUAUAUAAAAAAAAAAAAAAGGAUGAAUCACCUUGCCAUACCAAAGCGGCCCUGUUACUGUGUUUCAUGUCCUUACUACACAACUGUGUGGGUUCUUUGUGUGUUUUACCAACGUUCUAUACAGAAGUCGGCUGUGUGGCAACGUUGACGUUGAGUGACGACCUGAUCAAGUUCACAAAUUUGCAGUUUCCUAAAUCAGACACGUUAAAAGAGGCAUUGACAGGAAUAAGCCAUCAGUGGUUAAGAUUGAGUGACCCCAGAGAUGGCAAAACCUGGCAAACUGCGCCCUGCUAUUAUUAGGAAUUUGCUCCUUUGUUGUGUAGCAGGAGGACAAAAAUACAGUAUAGAGAAACAAAAGACCAAAGGCAUUUUUUUUUUACACUGGAGAUAUCGAGGCUUGUGGAAUUAUUUCAUUUCCGACUGCUUUGUAGUUCUCGGUCUGAUUGUUUAAGAAGUAUGACAUUGUUUUUGCUGCAUGUCCCUUUUGGUGUCACUCCAAAGAGCCACGCUGCAUCUGAAAAGAAAAUCACUUUAAGCAAUUUAGUUUCUUUCGACUAUUUUUAGGAAGACGAUGUGAUUAAACCUGUUUUUGUAAAGUUUGAAUUUACAUAGUAAUGAUUGAGGCAGAAGGGGAGAAUAAAAGAAAUCUUUUGUAAUCCGGUGUGUCUCUGGGUCUGCAAUAAUGUCUCUGCUGUAUGACAUAUCAUGGAGUGAUCCUAAUUCUGUGACAUCCUGAAGCCAAAAUGAUCAUUCUUGGCACACUUGUACAAAAAAAAAAAAGUGAUUCUUGUACUUUUCUGAUAACGUCACAUUUCAAAGGUGUGACCAUCAAAAACUCAAAUGCUGUAAGACACAAUCUUGCCUGUUUAGCCCAGUUUUGUAAAAUCAUCGUAGGAUGGUUAAAUCACCUAGUUAGUGUUCGUAACGAAUAUUAAGAUGCAUCAUAUACAGGUAUAUCAUAUCAAGUGAUUCUCUGAGUGGACUUUGCUUUUACAGAAGCCACGUGUGGCGCCAAAUUUAUUAGAACAAGUAUUUAUAUGAAAUAUGUGUGUGGGGGUGUGUGUGCUUUUAUCGGGUAUUUUCUUUAUAAAGUUUGUGGAAGAUUCCCACCUUAUAAUUCAAUGUAAGUAUUAUUGUAAGUUAAGCUGUAUAUUCAUUUGAUCAUUUUUCUAUAGCUUCUUUCCCUUUUGGUUUUGUAGCUGAUUGAAACAGUCUGUGUGUAAUAUGUCAAUACUGUUCCUACACAAUUCACUGUGAAAUCCAGAGAAGAAAAUGCGCCUCGAACAAAUGGAACUUUUUACCUUUUUGCCAGCGAUAUGGUACAGAAGUUCCUGGAAAAUUAAUAUGAUGAUCCCUCCUUUUGUCAAUGACAGAUAUUCCUUGGUUUCGUAUACUGUGUGUAACUGUUUGUUGUGCAUGUUCAUGGCAUGUGUGUGUUCUUUUCUUUCUUUCUUUUUUUAAGUCAUAAAGUACUGUUGAUAUUUAUGUACUUCAGCCACUGUAAGGAGAAACUAUUUCAGUGAAUUGCAGAGGUUUGUUAGUUUGAACCUUUAUGGAAAAAAAAAAAAACGUAAU